AACCAAAUUUAUCUAAGGAGGAAAAGUGAAUAUAAAUGUUGUUUAUAAAGCCUCCUGUCUGGAAUAAUAAUGUAUUUGUCCAAAUCAGCCAUUCAAUUCAAAUAAGAUGACAAAUUUUAAGACAAAACUGCUUGUGAUGGUAUUUGCCGUCAUACUUUUCUGUAGUAUCUCAAGUGUAGACGCACUUAUUCAUGGGGUUGAUUCAACGCUGUCACGGCUGCAAAGAGCAAUAUCUUCGAGUUACGAAAAAUUUCAGGCUGGAGAGUCCAACUAUGAUUUCGAUAGAAAUUUUGGAGACGGGGUUCGAAUCUUGUUGGAUGCGAAUGACACAAUUGACCUCCCCACAAUUGGGAUUUCACCAUACUUUAAAAUCAGUUGCACAGUUAGCAGAUUAACAGAGCUAUUUGGACCUACAACUAUAUGGGCGAGUAAAUUGCAUGGCUUAUCGGACAUGGCGGACGACUUCAACAUAAAGUUUAUCAACAAUGAAGGGGAUUUUAUUGCACAUCUAGCCAUCCAAAUUCCCACAUUUAAUGCCGCUGGGGAGUACAUGACGAAUUUGACGCUUUUUCCUAAACAUGCGCGAACACCGGAUAUGUAUUUUCUAGGAAAUAGUUCUUACAGCUCCUCCAUUUCGUUUCUAGAAUUCGGAUUAGAAGUCGAGGGCAGAGCUUCUGCGUUCGAAAAUAUAUUUAUUAGAAAUGUGAAUCUUUCUUUCGACUAUAAAGACUUUGAUAUCCAAUUUUCUAAUCUCACGUUACGAUCCGCUACCAGCCAGCCGGGGGCAAGUUUUGAAUGGUUCCGGCAAAUCAAUACAUUCUCUGAAAUUCCUAAAUAUUUCAAGUGGAAUUGGGUGUUAUUUCACACUACUCUCGAUCUUUCAGCUGUAGCAAAUGAAAUUGGUCAAUGUCUAUUGCAAAAUGUCUUCAGCGAAUGCACGUUGAUGGACCUAUUGGUUUCAGCGGAAUGCAUGAAACUUAAUAUUGACGAGGAAUGUUUAAGGAUUGACAUUCUCGACGUUUACUUUCCACUUCAACCAGGAUCCAGCAUUAAGGAAAAUGACCAAAGAGCCAGGCGAUCCUGUUCCGAUGACUACACUUGUUGCUUCAUUCCACCAACUUUCGGGGUGUCUACUUCAAACUCGAAUCAUUUGGUCCAUCAAGUAGCAGCCAAAUUUGGAGAUUUGAUCCUAUCGGGCGAAAAAAUUUUUGGGCUGGGACGUCACAAUAGUUCAUCGCGUACAGUACAUACCCCGACGAGAGGACCAGUCGUUGAUCAAGUGCUGAGUCUUCCAGACGCUGAAGCUCAGGUCAUGUGGAAAGCUUAUAAUAAUGACGUGUUCGGCGGAUUGUUCAGAACAUGGGGAUCUGAAGUUAGAGGACACCAGAAUGGGAAGGAAAAUUUAAGCACGGAAUUUUUAGAUCAAAAUGGAACUUUCGUAGCGAAUUAUUCCGUCGAGUUCCCAGCUAUUUACGUUAGUGGAAACUAUGAUUCUGACCUAACGCUGUACCCAGACGCCGGCCUGUUUCGGGAUCAAGGAGAGUUGAGUUUGAUUGGAGCAGGUCGAUACAAUUGGACUAUGAAAUCCGUCUGGAUUAACGUUGAGGUAUUCGGAAGGGCACCAAUGACUGAAAAAAUGUCAGUUUCAAACGUGGCUAUCAGCUUAGGGAUUGAACGCCUUCAAGAAAGGGAAGGUCUAAAAUUUACCGCCUUGCACAAUUUCUUAAUUACAUAUGGCGGAAAUUUAACGACUGAUAAGCAUCCAACCUAUUGGGGGGAAGUAAUCAAUCAUCGAGUAAUUGAAGAUUUCUUAUUCCACGAUAAGAAUAAUGAAAUAAAUGUUGCGUUCCCAGAAGUUGUAGGGAAGCAGUUGCAGUGUGCUUUGGACUACGCAGUUGGUAAUUGCAAUAUCUUGGACGUCGUGGUCUCUGGGGACUGUCUUCGAGUCGAUCGAAAUGACAAUUGUUUCAGUGACUAUGUGAUGACUGUUCGACAGCCAACAACGUGGAGUACAGCGAUGACGAGCGAACCUGAGACCGAAUUUACCGAAGAUGAAACACCGACCAUGACCACACAUCUUGCAACAUCAACCACUGUGGCUGAUACGACUUCCACAACAGAAGCGCCCGAUACCCCGGACAGCGUAGUUCUACUUCUGAACCAAACCCAAAUUUUAUUAGAUCAAGCUCAAUUGCUCUUAAAGAUAGUACAAGGACAAAUGUGAUCUUGAAUUAGAUUGGAUUAGAUUUAAAUCUCAGAUAAAUCUUCCAAUCAUUUGUUAGAGACAUUUUUAAAAUGGAAAGAAUAAACCAAUUAAUAUAGUUUGAUGUGCAA
Messenger RNA from Folsomia candida, 2334 nucleotides. RefSeq lists its product as uncharacterized. The transcript is spliced from 9 exons. The record is from RefSeq and is a predicted model, not a curated record. The coding region runs from base 107 to 2224 and encodes 705 amino acids. NCBI's taxonomy places the organism in Eukaryota, Metazoa, Arthropoda, Collembola, Entomobryomorpha, Isotomidae.